Molecule: messenger RNA, 1746 nt
Organism: Striga hermonthica
Lineage: Eukaryota; Viridiplantae; Streptophyta; Magnoliopsida; Lamiales; Orobanchaceae
Source: the annotation of a GenBank genome assembly
AUGGCUGACUCAGGCGCGAGUCGCGAGUUGACUCGCGAGUCAACAGGCGUUGGGGACAGGCACGCGCGGGCGCUGGGGCACGCGCUCGCGGGACAGCGAGGAGGGUUCCUUCCCGUCAUUCUGAUGGCAGAAGAUCUGUCGGAGAAACUGAGAAAAUUUAAACUCUCUGAUAAGGAAAAGAAUGGGCUUUCAAUUGCUGAAGAGGAUGUCGCCCAUGGUUUUCAGGAGUGUCAACUUAGUCUAAUUGGUAAAAUCUAUGGUGAGAAGAAGGCCAACAUCAAUGGAUUGAAAACUACAUUGCACAACAUCUGGUUUACAAAGGAGCAGUUCUUCAUCAAGAAUAUUGGAUUUAAUUUGUACCAAUCUACUUUCCAGUUAGCGGAAGACAAGGAACAGAUCUUGCAAGGGAAAACAUGGACUUUUGAUGGGCAAUACAUCUUACUGAAGGACUGGAAUACUGGAGCUUUGGAGUUUUCAUCAGCGGAAGAAAAAAUUAGAAUUUGGGUUCAACUUCAUAAUCUACCUUUGCACUGGCUUACAAUAGAGUUGGGAACCAAAAUUGGCCAAGUAAUAGGAAAAGUGAUUGAUGUCCUUGUUCCGGGUGUAGAAAGCAUGAACGAACAUAUUAUGAAAGUGCAAGUGGAGAUGAAUUUAAGAGAAGCCAUUCCCAGAGGAACUCUAAUUACCCUUGGCUCAAACAAAAGGUGGGUUGACUUCAGGUAUGAAAACCUCCAAGCUUUUUCCUUUUACUGUGGUUUGAUAGGUCAUGUUGAUAAAAAUUGUUCUUCCAAAAAAGGAGAUUUUGCUAGAAAUAUGCUUAGCUUGGGUCAAUUUGGGGAGUGGCUUAGGGUGGGAUCUGUGUCUUUUCUUGGGGCUAAUAGUAGUAGAUUUUCUGGGUCUGAAGGUCUUAGUGCUGAUGAUUCUUUGAAAUUAGCUAGCAGGGAACUCAGUGUAGGAGAGAGGAGUUUGGGGAAAUACAACAAUUCUCCUGUUUCUACUCCUCCUCUUGGUGAUCAAGAAAGUGGCUCUAAUGUUGGUGGGCUUACUGAGGUCCUUGGGAAUAGUACCAAGGAAACUAGUAUCCCUACUAAUAAAGGAACCCUUGAUCCCAGUAGUCCCCCCUUUCCCAUUGAAGAGGGGUCUGACCAAGAACUUGUUGAGGUAGCUAUUCAACCUCUCCAAGCUGGGAGUAGAGCCCCUCUGAAAAGGAGGAAGGUUUGGCCUCGAGUCAAUAAAUCAGGUACUGCAUCUACUCUGUCAGCCAUGGAGGUUGAUAAGGGGAAAUUAGUAGCCUUAGAAUCAGGAUCUGUUUUGAAUUUUCGUAAAAGAUAUUUUGAUAUGAACAGCCAGAGGAAGCGAGGGAUCAAAUCCGAUCCGACUUUGCCUCAGAACACACCCUUAUCUUCGCUUGAAGCUGACAUAAGAGGAAUGAAUGGGCAGCUACUUCUGGCCAAUCUUACUGAUAAGAGGGGUAGAAGGUGCAAAACUGAGAAGGAGAUUGUUAUGGUUCUGGAGCAAUACUACCAACAACUGUUUACUUCUUCUACUUCUGGAAGCCUCUGGAAUCGCUGCACGUGGUCGGGAGGUGCUGCGACGGAGAGGUGCAGUGGUGGUCGAAGCUUGCUGGGUGAUGGAGGAUCACGAGUAGGGACGACGGUGGUGAUGGCCUGCGCGAAGAGAAGGUCGCCGGAAAUGGUGAUCGCAGGGCUCUCGCCGGAGAUGAUGGUGGGGACUGAAUAUUUUUAG